AUGUUUUCGAUCGUUCAAACUACGAAAGAAAAAAGAUGUUUAUUAUGUGAUGAAUAUCAUUAUGUUUGUGAUCGUAUUCGCAAUACCAAAACGUAUUGGCAAUGUGAACGUUUUACUGGUUGUCGGGGACGUGCUAUACCAAGAGAUGAUGAUGAACCACCUGUAACAUCACCACACAAUCAUAAUCCUAAUAAAGAACGAAAUGAUACAGAACAAUUCAAAUCAGAUUUAAAACAUCGUAUUCGUGAAGGGCAAUUACCUCUCAAACAACUCUGUCGAACUGAAUUGAUCAAAAACUACGCAACUGAUCCAGAUGAGGAGUCUGCAUUACCUCAAUAUCACCAGAUAAAAAAUACACUUUAUCGAACAGAAAAUGAAAAUUAUCCACCUCUUCCAAAAUCAAUCAAUGAAAUUUCUCUUGAAGGUAAAUGGCGUAUGUCAUUAGACAAGAAAGAUUUUAUUGUUAUCGAUCAUCAUAAUCCUCGAUAUUUAACUUUCGGCACAUUACAAUCAUUUGAAAAUUUAUGUUCAUCUGAUUUUUUUUUGGAUGGCCGUUUAAGAGCAUUAGCAUUUAUACCUGUUUCGGAGAUAAAUAAUUUAUGGUGUGAAAUUAUGGGCAAGCUUCACCAUAUAUCACGUUCAGAAGAUUUCUUCAAUUAUUACACCGAUAUAUGGAUUGAUGAAGGUUGUCUAUUUCCAAGACAUUUAUGCAAUUAUUACAACUUUAGUGGUCCACAAACAAAUAAUGGGUUGGAAGGCUGGCAUCAUCGACUUAAUUUAAAUAUUAUCACUUUCAAUCGAAAUUUAUAUGUGGUUAUUGAUGAAUUGGAAAAAAUGAUGCAUUCAAUAAAGGGUUGCCCAGGUUUGCUGACUCGAUCUGUAUAA
Rotaria sp. Silwood2 is the source of this 885-nucleotide messenger RNA. The record is from the annotation of a GenBank genome assembly. Lineage: Eukaryota; Metazoa; Rotifera; Eurotatoria; Philodinida; Philodinidae.